Messenger RNA from Ochotona curzoniae (black-lipped pika), 1730 nucleotides. It is a transcript of the gene PALM, whose product is annotated as paralemmin. The coding region runs from base 1 to 1194 and encodes 397 amino acids. Gene Ontology annotation, cellular component: membrane. NCBI's taxonomy places the organism in Eukaryota, Metazoa, Chordata, Mammalia, Lagomorpha, Ochotonidae. The transcript has 9 exons. Gene Ontology annotation, biological process: negative regulation of adenylate cyclase activity; regulation of cell shape; positive regulation of filopodium assembly. The record is from RefSeq and is a predicted model, not a curated record.
AUGGAGAUCUGGGGGAGGGCGCGCGAUGAUGGAGGCGUGCGGGACGAGCGCGCGGGGCUGGGUGUGCUGCUAGGCGUGGUCCCCGCGGCAAGUACCCCGUCCCAGCAGGAGCGGCUGCAGGCCAUCGCGGAGAAGCGGAAGCGGCAGGCAGAGAUCGAGACCCGGCGCCGGCAGCUGGAGGAUGACCGGAGGCAGCUGCAGCACCUCAAGUCCAAGACGCUGCGGGAGCGCUGGCUGCUGGAGGGGACGCCGUCCUCCGCCUCGGAAGGGGACGAGGAGUUCCGCAGGCAGAUGCAGGAGGACCAGCAGAGGGUCCAGCGCCUGGAGGUGUCCAUCUGCAGCCUGGAGAAGGAGCUGGAGGCGCUGGAGAAUGGAGAGGCCCUCCCUGGCUCCAUGAGGGAGAACUCAGCGGCCCCCAGCCCUGCCCGAGCCCUGGCCCCCAGCCCCACCCCGGAGGAGCCCAAGGCCGAGGUGGUGCUGAACUCACAGCAGACCCCGCUGGGCACCCCCAAAGAGCCGAGCGUCUCCCGUACCCCUGUGAGGACAGCCGAAGGCUCGACCAUGAUGAAGGCAGCCAUGUACUCGGUUGAGAUCACGGUGGAGAAGGACAAAGUGACGGGGGAGACCAGGGUGCUGUCCAGUUCCACCCUGCCCCCCCGGGGGCCGCUCCCCCAGGGCAUCAAAGUCUACGAGGACGAGACCAAAGUGGUCCACGCCGUGGAUGGCGCCUGUGAGAAUGCCGUCCAGCCGCUGAGCUCCUCCGAGGUGGACGAACUCAUCCACAAAGCAGACGAGGCGGCGCUGAGCGAGGGGGCUGCGGAGGAGGCCGUGCGGGUGACGCCCACGCGGCGACACAUCGCCGGAGUGCAGGCACAGCCGGGUGAGGCCACAUCAGGCCCGCCGGGCCCACAGCCUGGCCAGGAACCCCCGGUCACCAUGAUCUUUAUGGGAUAUCAGAACGUGGAGGACGAGGCGGAGACCAAGAAGGUGCUGGGCCUGCAAGACGCAGUCACCGCCGAACUGGUGGUGAUCCGAGAUGCUGCCGAGCCGGCCCCACCCAACGGCAGCGCGGCUGAGCCCCCCGCCCAGGCGGGCACCUGCGAGGAGAGCCAGGCGGGACCCGAGACCACCACCAGCGACCCCCAGGACUUGGACGUGAAAAAGCAGCGUUGUAAAUGCUGCUCAGUCAUGUGAGCCGCCUGGCCCGGCCCCUGUCCCUGCCCUGCAUCCAGACACCCACAGUCCGGCCGUGGCCCUCCCGGCGCCCACCCCUCUGCCUGAGGCCAGGGGGCGGCUGCGCCCGUCACCACCCCUGAUGCACACCCCACCACUGAGCCGUGCACCUGCACCCGGCAGGAGACAGGACAGACCCCUCCUUGUGGCAGCUUCACAGAUGUGGCUCAGCCCCCACUGUGGCCACCCACUGGGCCCCCCCCCCCACCUGUGCCUUUGUGCCACCUCUGAUGUCUGUGGGGUGGGGGGACCUGGAGGCGGGGCUCCCCUCCCCAGGCCGGGGCAACUGGGGUGAUGCCUCACCCUAGGCUGAUGUGCCCCCUCACUCUCCCUGGGCCAGACCAGGGCACGUGGGGCUGAGGAUGUGGGCAACGCUGCCCUGGAAGGUCUGGGGUCUGCAGGCCGGCUUCUGGACAUGCCGCCCGCAGACCUUCAGCUGCUGCCUGCACAAGGUGGGCACUGCGGGAGCUCCCACCCCCCACCCCACCCCCGGGGCC